This is a messenger RNA of Phyllostomus discolor (pale spear-nosed bat), 4705 nucleotides long. It is a transcript of the gene GCHFR, whose product is annotated as GTP cyclohydrolase I feedback regulator. NCBI's taxonomy places the organism in Eukaryota, Metazoa, Chordata, Mammalia, Chiroptera, Phyllostomidae. The coding region runs from base 338 to 592 and encodes 84 amino acids. The record is from RefSeq and is a predicted model, not a curated record. The transcript is spliced from 3 exons. Gene Ontology annotation, cellular component: cytoplasm; nucleus. Gene Ontology annotation, molecular function: GTP cyclohydrolase binding. Gene Ontology annotation, biological process: negative regulation of biosynthetic process.
ACAUUUGCGCUUGGUGCCUUGGCCCACGGGAGAAAGGGAGUCUGGCGGGUCACUCUGGCUUCCAGGCCCCGAGUACAGAAGCAGCCCCCCACAACUCGCACCACCUGUGUGCCCGGCCCCGAGGUAGGGGCGGGCCCUGAAUCCCGGGUGCCGGGGGCGCGUCACGGGCGCCCGCUCCUGAUUGGACGCCGCUACGGUCCGACCAGGCGCACUGGGGGGUGGGCAUCGCCAGAGGCCGGAACCGGAGUAACGGGACUCCGGGUGGUGGGAGCCCAAGGGUUGGCGUCGGUGUCAAGCCCAAAGCCCACGUUGGGAGCCUAGCCUUGACGCGCGCACCAUGCCCUACGUGCUCAUCAGCACCCAGAUCCGCAUGGAGGUGGGCCCCACUUUAGUGGGUGAUGAACAUUCAGAUCCAGAGCUGAUGCAGCAUCUGGGGGCCUCAAGAAGGGCCGUCCUGGGAAACAACUUCCAGGAGUACUAUGUCAACGACCCCCCUCGGAUAGUCCUGGACAAGCUGGAACGCAGGGGCUUCCGUGUGCUGAGCAUGACCGGCGUGGGCCAGACGCUGGUGUGGUGCCUGCACAAGGAGUGACUCAAACUGAGGAGCGCACAGGGCACCCCUUCUUUGGUUGCCAGGGGCCCCAAUCCCAACCCCCACCUCACUCACAGCCCUGCCUCUCUCUUCACAAAUCGUCAGUGUUCCUGGCCGCAGCAUCACUGAGCAGUGAAUGACCUUCUUUGAAACCUGCCUCAGCAGGGGGCAGGGAGAGCACGCCCCUCUCCCUGGUGCUCCCGACUUCCCCUCCACCUUCGGGCCUGACUUGAGGGCCCUGGAGGGUGGGCUGAGGGGCUGGCAAGAGCCAGGCUGUCCUUGGCCAGGAGCAAUGGCCCCAGGACUAUGUAGCUAGUUCAAGCCAAUAAAGGGCCAUGAUGAGUGCUGAUCCUAAGCUCUGCACGUGCAGGGACUCUCACCAAAUGCAGUGCCUUCCUGAACGUCUGUCUACCGCUGGGGAAGGAGCGCCAGCCUGGGCAGCCUGAGGCAGAGCCCAGCAACCAGGGCCACAGUUGGACAGGCUAGCACCCUGCACCCCUAUGUAAGCAAUAGAGGCAGACUUAAAAAAAAAGUUUAUUGGUGAGGGUUAAGAAAACAGUUUGGGGGUGGCAAGACGGGAGCUACGUGGGCUGCCCCACCUUGUCCUCCCGCUGUAUUUGGGCAAUCAGCUGCUGCCGCUCAGCUGCUUGGCGCAUGCGCAUCAUGACGAGGCUUUCGUAGUCCCUCUCGGACACCACUGAGCCCUGGGAGACAGAGGAGGGACAGGGAGGGGUCAGAGGACAGAGCCUCAGCAGAGCUCCAGUCAAGAGUCUAGGAAGACUGAUGCCCAGGAAGGGGAGGAGCCUGAAGCAGCCUGUAAUCCCAGUCCAUCCCUGUUUCUUCCAAGCCUUUGGCCUCCAGGCGGGCUCCUCAACCCACGUCCACCAGUGACCGCCCCCACUGUCCCCCUCAGGCCUUUCUUGUCUGUGGUCAGCUCUGGUUCAUCUUUCCCAGGUCAUCUGCUUCCUCAUGCUCUAGCCAGGCCCGCAUCCCCCUUCGUGUCCUCUCAGCCCUCUGCCCCACUGCUCUGCUGCUCACAGGCUGCCAGCGAGGGGACGUUGUCAGCGGUUGGGAAGCCCACUCUGCUGCCAGGCAGAGGUGGCAGCACUGCUCCGUCGCAGCUGCCCAUGCUCCUGUGGUCUGGCUCCUGUUGAGGACGCAGAAGGAAGCCCUACCCCAGACAGUCUCAACCGGCCCCACCCUGAGAGAGAAACAAGCAGAAGGCUGGCUUGCCUCCUAAAAAUACACACCAGGGUUCCUGGAGGGUAGGGCUGUAGCUUUUUCUUUUAUGAUCUUGCCAGCAGAGUGCAGGGGAUUAAAGACUGCUGCAUUUUAAUAAUCAAAAGAAUAAUAAACAACCACCUCAAUGGGCCUAGGCUGAGGGGUGGAGAGGCAGCUGUACAGUGCCACGAGCCCUGAGUGGCCAACCCCACACCCUGAUAAGGUCUGCAGUGGGAAUGAAAUCACUUCCUCCCUUGAGGCAGCUGGAACUGUGGGCAGUGGGGCGCAGAAGCGAGCCAGACUGGGGCUGCAGAGCAGGCAAAGGUGGGGAGCCCUGUCCUGUGGCAUGCCGAACUGGUGCACUCUCAUGGAGUAAGUCAGGAGGAAAUGGUGGUGGUCAGUGACCCAGAGAAUAAGAAGGGAGUGGCUGGGGUCAAGGUGCCAGGCCCUGGCCAACUGGUUUGGAGGAAGAGGUGUACAGAGCCAGGAAGUGUUAUUCAGCCCAAAUCCCCCUGCUCCUCCCAACCGCCCCGCCCUGCUCCCCUCACGUGGGCCACCCCCCCCAGCCAGGCCAGAGCGCUGACCAUUCAAGGCAGUCCAUGUGGCCCAGCCCCCUCCACAGAGGAGGGGCCUCAAGUGAGGCCAGGGCAGCCCACAGGGAAGGACGGGCUCCGGGUAGGAGGCAGCAGGACCCUGUCCCUCAGCUGUUCUCCCCUGCCCUGAGGCCAUCAGGUAAAUGCAGAAGAAUGAGGACGGAAUGAGGUCCUGAACCCAGGGCUGGGUACAGCAGCCAGACGGAGUGCCAGGCCAAGGGGAGGGCAAUUCUCCUCCCCCCAAGGGAAUACUGCUCUGCUGAGAAAACCCAGAGUCACCCUAGCAUACCCUGAGCCCAGCCCUGGAAAGAGCCGGCCCUUUACUGGCAUGGGGCUGCUCCCUGUUAACACACCCUCUGCCUCCUUCCCCCCAUACCUGUGGGCUCUGCUAAUGAAGGCCUGUCACUAGGCCCCAAGGCUGAGUCACCCACACCAGCAACAGGUCUCUUCCUUCCCUAACAAUCGUUCCACACGCCUGCCUUUCAAUUAACUGCCACCCUCCCUGAACUCCUCCCUCCCAGACACACUGGGGGCUGGGCCACCUGCUAGGGCCCCCGGCGGUGGGGCAAAAGGAGACAGCGUGGUGACAUAGAAAGCAGGGCUGGCCCCAGACCAGCCCCCAGAGGAAUCUUAAGCUCCCUGGUGGCCCUGGGGUGUUGGCCACGGCUGCUCCAACCCCUGCAUGCGGAUGCUGCAAUCACCUCAGAGCAUGAAACCCCGGCUUCCCACCUGACUGAGUCAGCUGAGAACAACACACCUCCACGCCACACACCAGCACAACCAGCCGGGCACUGAUCGCAGGCAGGGCGCCUCGGCGGAGAGGAGAGCCAGGGGCCAGGGAGUGAGGGAAGAAGCACAAGCCGCUCCUGCCGGCCUGAGAAGACCCGUCUCUGACACCCCUGGAGCAGCUCUCACUCCGGCUCCAGUAAGGGCUGCUGCUUCGCCUUGGGUUUUUCCACUGCCCUAUCAGGUAACCGGGCCGUCCCGUCCCUCCAGGAAACUCUGGACACCAGGAACUCACAGCGCUCUGCUCUACUCUUCCUGGGACCUGGUCUCACCGCCCAGGAUGCUGGCCUGAGGUCUGUGCUGGGCGGAAAGCGGGCAACCUCUGCGGAAAGCCCCCGGGGGCUGUCUCCCGCUCCUUGCCCUUCACUGAUCUGCAGGGACCGGAUGCUCCCUGCCACUCUUGAAGUGGACUUCUAAGGUCUGCUGGCAACCUAGGUCCAUGGAGACCUGGCGAAAAGGCUCCUUCCGCAACGCCUCCUUCUUCAAGCGGCUGAGCCUGGGCCGGCCUCGGCGACUCCGGCGGCAGGGCAGCGUGCUGAGCCAGGCCAGCAUGGCUGGCGGGGACCAUGAGGAGUACAGCAAUAGAGAGGUUGUCCGGGAGCUUCGAGGGAGGCCGGAUGGCCGGCGCCUGCCUUUGUGGGGGGACGAGCAGCCGAGGGCCACACUUCUGGCCCCUCCCAAGCCCCCGCGCCUCUACCGAGAGAGCUCCAGCUGCCCCAACAUCCUGGAGCCCUCACCUGCCUACACCGCAGCCUACUCCGUGACCCUGCCCUCAGCAUGCUCCCUGGCGGGCCCCCUCCACGAAUGCUCCCAGGAGGACCUUGUGGAUACGCCCCCCUUCCAGAGGACACCUGCUCCGGACCUUAAUGACCCCUUCUUCUCCUUCAAAGUGGACCUGGGGAUUUCACUUCUUGAGGAAGUUCUACAGAUGCUGCGGGAGCAAUUUCCCAGUGAGCCCAGCUUCUGAACGGGGUGAGGGUGGGCAGAAGUGUGGCAACUGAAGAGCUGAAAGCCUGGGGACCCAGGAAAGGAAGGUACACUCGUGGAUUGAGAAAAAGGUGGGGACGGGAAUCCAGGGCCCUGCCCACCUGGAGUCCUCAAUAGUCCUCCAGGUCACCCUGGAGCGGAGGGCCGGAGGCAGCGAGCUAAGCUGGACAUGCUGUGAGCCCUGAAGGGCGCUGGCUGGGCUGGCAAAGGGAGGCCAUGCCUGCAAGUCCAGGGACCAGGCAGAGGCCAGCAGAGGGGGCGGGAGGCACAAGGGGUGAGUCAGAGAAUGGAGGACACACAGACUGGACGGAGCAGAUGGGUGAUGCCCUGCCCCAGCCUCCUCUGAAGCUACUGUCAACAGAGAGAGGUCACAGGACAGGGCUAGGCUAAGUGGUCCAAAUCAGGCCUAAGAGGGAAGUGGGGAGAUCUGAGGAGAGAGGGAUGGGACAGCCUUGACUUUGGCCAAUGUGGUAGCCACUAGCUACAUGCAGCUGUUUACAUUUAAAUAAUUGAAACUAAGUAAAAU